Cebus imitator (Panamanian white-faced capuchin) is the source of this 310-nucleotide messenger RNA. RefSeq names its product H/ACA ribonucleoprotein complex subunit 3. The transcript has 2 exons. Gene Ontology annotation, biological process: rRNA pseudouridine synthesis; snRNA pseudouridine synthesis; positive regulation of telomerase RNA localization to Cajal body. Gene Ontology annotation, molecular function: box H/ACA snoRNA binding; telomerase RNA binding. The record is from RefSeq and is a predicted model, not a curated record. Gene Ontology annotation, cellular component: box H/ACA snoRNP complex; box H/ACA telomerase RNP complex. Lineage: Eukaryota; Metazoa; Chordata; Mammalia; Primates; Cebidae. The coding region runs from base 36 to 230 and encodes 64 amino acids.
CGUACCGAAUUGGAACCUCUGGCUUAAGAGUGAUCAUGUUUCUCCAGUAUUACCUCAACGAGGAGGGAGAUCGGGUCUAUACGCUGAAGAAAUUUGAUCCGAUGGGACAACAGACCUGCUCAGCCCAUCCUGCUCGGUUCUCCCCAGAUGACAAAUACUCUCGACACCGAAUCACCAUCAAGAAACGCUUCAAGGUGCUCAUGACCCAGCAACCACGCCCUGUCCUCUGAAAGUCCGUUAAACUGAUGUCUCUUCUGCUGCCUGUUAACCCUCAGAGACUCCAUAACCAAACUCUUCAAUCUGUGAGCCC